Messenger RNA from Diatraea saccharalis (sugarcane borer), 506 nucleotides. NCBI's taxonomy places the organism in Eukaryota, Metazoa, Arthropoda, Insecta, Lepidoptera, Crambidae. The record is from the annotation of a GenBank genome assembly.
UAACUUAUUUUAAUGCACAGACGCAGAGAUGUCAACACAUUUCAUUCAAUUGUUCUUUUCUGUUAAAAUUUUAGUGCCACAAGCACGCUUAGAUAAUGAAAUUAUUAAUUUUAUCAAAUUACAGGCAGGUUUUAAAGAUGGUGCUUCUGAUGGACAAACUGCUAUAUUUCAAUCUAGUUUCAAUAUUGGAUAUAUUCAAGGCCUUGAUUUUGGAAUACAUUUAGGAAUACGUGAAGCUAUAUAUGGUAACCAAGAAUUCCUCCCAAUUUCUAAUCAAUUAAGUGAUCCAAGGAAAAUUAACUGUCAGUUGUGUAUUAAUAAGAAUAUAGAAGAGAAAAUUGACAAUUUAUUUAAUACCCAAGAAGAAACAAAUAAUAUAUUUCUUUUGAGAUCAGUCCAGUAAUAUACAUAUAUUUAUGUUGUACAUAUGAGCAGUACACAUCACCAGACUUCAGAAAGAAGCUAGCAGAAGGCAGUAAUGUGAAUUUCCUUUGAAUAACUGUCGA